Messenger RNA from Solanum tuberosum (potato), 1932 nucleotides. Its product is annotated as zinc finger MYM-type protein 1-like. Lineage: Eukaryota; Viridiplantae; Streptophyta; Magnoliopsida; Solanales; Solanaceae. Gene Ontology annotation, molecular function: protein dimerization activity. The transcript has a single exon. The record is from RefSeq and is a predicted model, not a curated record. The coding region runs from base 1 to 1932 and encodes 643 amino acids.
AUGCAUAUUGGUAAGUCAAAUAGUGUUCACAAUCAGGCAAAGAAGAAGUGUGAAGAUCUAAUGCGACAAGAACAAUCAAUUCAAGCCGCAUUUGUUAAGCUAUCAAAUCAAACCAAGCUUGAGCACAAAAUUCGCUUAAAGGCUUCAAUUGAAGUGGCGAGACUUCUCUUGAAUCAAGGAUUGGCAUUUCGUGGACAUCGUGAAGAUGAAUCAUCGCUAAACAAAGGUAACUUUCUUGAAAUUCUUUCAUGGUAUGCGAAGCGGUGUGAUAAAAUUGGUGAACUUGUGUUGAAAAAGGCUCCAAAAAAUGACCAGAUGACUUCUCAUAAAAUUCAAAAAGAUAUAGUCACUGCAUGUAAGCUUGAAACAAUUAAAGCUAUUAUGGAGGAUCUAAACGGUGACUAUUUUUCAUUGUUAGUUGAUGAAUCUUGUGAUAUAUCGCGUAAGGAGCAAAUGACAAUUGUUUUGCGUUAUGUUGAUAGAAAGGGGUCUGUGGUGGAACGGUUCAUAGGAAUUAUUCAUGUUCAUGAUACUAGUGCUUUAUGUUUGAAAGAAGCUAUUGUUAACUAUCUUGCGCAACAUUCUUUGAGUUUAUCUUUUAUACGAGGGCAAUGCUAUGAUGGAGCUAGCAAUAUGCAAGGGCGUUUAAGUGGCCUUAAAGUUUUGAUUCAACAAGAAAGUAAAUCAGCUCAUGCAAUUCAUUGUUUUGCUCACCAACUUCAGUUAACUCUUGUUGGGGUAUCUAAAAAAUGCCUUCAAGUUGGAGAACUUGUAUUGUUGGUUUCUAAUGUCUUAAAUGUAGUGGGAGGUUCUUUUAAACGUAUGGAUGAACUUCGAGAAUCUCAAGCAAAAAAAGUUCAAGUGGCACUUGAUAUGGGUGAGGUUGAAAGUGGUAAAGGAUUGAAUCAAGAACUUGGUCUUGCUAGAGCUGCCAAUACUCGGUGGGGUUCACAUUACAAAUCUUUUAAGAACUUCAUUAGUAUGUUUGGCUCUAUUACUGAUGUUCUUGAUACUAUUGUUGUUGAUUCUGAAUCUGUUGAAGAAAAAGCUAAGGCAACCGGAUAUCUUAAAGUUUGUCAAACAUUUGAGAUUGCUUUCAUAUUGCAUUUAAUGAGAGAUAUUUUAGCGAUCACAAAUGAGCUUAAUGAGUCUUUACAAAAGAAAGAACAAGAUAUUGCAAAUGCCAUUCUACUUGUUAAAGUGGUGAAGAAACGAUUGCAAGAUUUAAGGAAUGAAGGAUGGGAUUCACUUGUCGAGAAUGUGUCCGCAUUUUGUGUCAAGUAUGAUAUUUUGAUACCUAAUUUUGAUGAGUUCUAUGUUAAUUUUGGAAGAUCUCGACGUAAAGUUGCUGAGUAUACUAUUUCACAUCACUAUCGUGUGGAAGUAUUUUUUAAGAUUAUUGAUUGGCAGCUUCAAGAACUCAAUGAUCGUUUUAAUGAGGUUAGAACAAAUUUGCUUAUUGGAGUUGCUUGCUUGAAUCCAGUUGACUCAUUUUCUAGUUUUGACAUCAAGAACAUAUUGAGAAUGGCUGAAUUAUAUCCUGAUGAUUUUGGUGAAAAUGUAAUGGUUACUCUUAGGAAUCAGCUAGAGACUUAUAUAGUUGAUGUCCGUGAUGUUGAUAAAAGGUUCUCCAACUUAAAAGGGCUUGGCGAUCUUUCUGAAAUGCUAGUUAAGGUAAAGAAGCAUUUAAACUAUCCUCUUGUGUUUCGCCUUAUAAAAUUUGCGUUGCUCCUGCCGGUUGCUACUGCUACAGUUGAAAGAGCUUUCUCGGCAAUGAAGUUGAUCAAGAGUGAAUUGCGAAAUCGAAUGGAUGAUGAUUUUCUGAGUAGUUGUAUGGUGCCUUAUGUAGAGAAAAGAAUAUUUAAUACUAUUUCUGAUGAGAGUAUUAUGAAUAGGUUUCAAGAAAUGAAAACUCGUAGAAUAGAAUUGUAA